Messenger RNA from Hevea brasiliensis (rubber tree), 1284 nucleotides. RefSeq names its product putative F-box/LRR-repeat protein At5g02700. Gene Ontology annotation, molecular function: protein binding. Bases 1 to 1284 code for a protein of 427 amino acids. The record is from RefSeq and is a predicted model, not a curated record. Lineage: Eukaryota; Viridiplantae; Streptophyta; Magnoliopsida; Malpighiales; Euphorbiaceae. The transcript is spliced from 5 exons.
AUGGAGGAUAGCAUAGAAGCAGUAGAUUUUAUAUCUAAAUUGUCAGAGCCUAUAUUAUUACAUCGCAUCCUUUCCUUUCUCUAUAAUAAAGAAAUUGCACGAACCAGUGUAUUGUCAAAGACAUGGUUACAAGCAUGGAAGACUGUCCCAAUUUUAAAAUUUGAUAUUCGUGCAAUCAUUCUUGAAAAUUCAGAUCAUUGGAGGAACGUGCAGGAGAUAUUUAAUCUUUUUGAACAGAUUUUUUUAAAUCGACGCAAGCAGAUAAUUAGUUUGAUCAAGUUUAAACUUGUUAUGUCUUAUAAUCUUUCCAUAGACCCAGAAAGUGCUUCCUUUAUGGGCAGGUGCAUUGGGUAUGCCUUGGAGCGUAAUGUCAAACACCUGAAAAUUAGAUUUGGUCCAACUAUACUUGCUGAAAGGCAUGUGCACUGCGUGCCUCAAGCUCUUCUUAAUGCAAUUUUAGUACAGGAUUUGGACUUAAGCUACUAUGAUAAUGCUAUUAGCAAACUUAUAUUUGAUCUUGUCAAUCCUGUCAAAUUCCAUGUGAGAAAUAUUGCUCGUCUUGAGCGACUUGAGAUUGAGGCACCAAAUCUUCAUUCAUUGACUCUACAUGGUUCAAUUUGGGCUUCUGUAUUAAAGGUGGCCUGUUUGAAAAUUUUGAAGAGCUUAGCAGUAUAUAGGGCUCCUAUAAGUGAUAAAUGGUUGCAGGUGCAAUUUAAUAAAUUUCCUCACCUGGAAAGCUUGAGCUUGCGUGAAUGCCAUAUUUUGGAGAGUAUCAAGAUUUCUAGCUCCAGUCUCCAUAAAUUGUGUAUAAAGUCAUGUGAGAAGGUGGCUAGAGUUCAGAUUCAUACUCCUAAUCUACACAUCUUCCCAUAUCGUGGUGAUAUAAUUUCUUCUUCUUCAAACGAUUUGAUCUUACUAGAGAUUCAUUUGUAUAUUGAAUCCAAUAACAUGGAAAUUUCCUGGUAUAUUAUAUUGAUUGAAUUACUUAGCAAGUUCAAUCAAUAUUUCAAGAUAGUGACUCUGAAAAGUCAAACGGGUGAGAGUUACAUUAUCCCUAGCCAACUGAGACAACUCCUACCGCCACCAUUGCAUAAAGUAAAAGAACUAAAACUUUCAACUAAUAGUGGAGGCAAAUGUCCAAUUGCUGAACUUGUAGAUGCUAUGCUAGGGAUUUCUCCUCAUCUGGAAAGACUCUACUUGAGUACCUAUGUAAAAUCCUCUUUUAAGGGAGCUGGGAAUGUAGUCACUGCCAUUUCAUAUUAUUUUGAUUCCAGGGAGCUGUAA